Molecule: messenger RNA, 1508 nt
Organism: Physeter macrocephalus (sperm whale)
Lineage: Eukaryota; Metazoa; Chordata; Mammalia; Artiodactyla; Physeteridae
Gene: CENPH
Product: centromere protein H
Exons: 9
Coding region: 108-938 (276 amino acids)
Biological process (GO): mitotic spindle organization; kinetochore assembly; chromosome segregation
Cellular component (GO): nucleus; kinetochore
Molecular function (GO): kinetochore binding
Source: RefSeq, a predicted model, not a curated record
GGCGCCAUGACCCUGUGGCCUCGUCCGUUGUCAAUUUAGUGGCGGGAAAAGCGGCCCCUUCUAGGGUAGAGUGUGCUGGUCCUGAGUAGUAGCUCUUCGCGCCGCGGAUGGAGACGCAGUCCGAGGAGCAAGCCGCUGCCGAGGCCGCGGACUCCAGAGGGGAAGGCGAGCCGCCACAAGUCGCCGGCGCCCAGGCGGCGCGUCCCGAGGACCGCUUGACCCUGCUGCUCAGGGUAAGAGCACAGACCAAACAACAACUCUUGGAAUAUAAAUCAAUGUUUGAUGCAAAUGAAGAAAAAACUCCAGAACAAAUCAUGCAGGAAAAGCAAAUUGAAGCUAAAAUUGAAGAACUGGAAAAAGAAAUUGAAGAGGCAAAAGUUGCUUUUGAAAUGAAAAAGCUUGCAUUAGACAGGAUGCAGCUUUCAAGUGCAGUUAAAAAACACCUGGAGAAAAUUAACACCAAGACUAGUGUGCUCAUGGAUAACAUGAAACAAAUACUAAGUCUAAAUAAAUUAGUAAUGAAAUCACAGCAGGAAACUCGGGACUUGGAAGGCAAAUUGCUUGAUGUUAGAAAGAAGAGAUUGCAGUUAAAACAAGGUUCAGAAAGGAAGCUUUUAGAAAUACAGACUGAAAAGAACAAACAGAAAGAUGAUUUGCGUAGUAUGGAAAAUUCGGGCAAGAUAAAGACCAUACAACAAAACCUGGAGACGGAGAUACAGAUUACUACAGUUAUUCAGCAUGUGUUCCAGUACGCAGUCCUCUCACUGUUGUGGCCUCUCCUGUUGCAGAGCACAGGCUCAGUGGCCAUUGCUCACGGGCUCAGCCGCUCUGUGGCACGUGCGAUCUUCCCGGACCGGGGCACGAACCCGUGUCCCCUGCAUCGGCAGGCGGACUCUCAACCCUUGCGCCACCAGGGAAGCCCUUUCUUUACUUUUUGAAUUAUAAAAUGUCUCUGGAACUGUUGAGAUGAAAUACUUAAAACUGCCAGUUUUCAAUUAUGAAGAUACCCAGUUAAAACUGCCAAUUAUAUGUAAAGCAUAUCCUUAUAGAAUAUGAGGUCUUAUAUCUCACCGUAAGAAAUUCUUUCCCAGGUCUUACUCCUAUUUUUUAGUAGCAGCGGGUGAUUUGAUUAGGAAUAACCAGAUCCCCUAGGCUAACGUCAAGUGGAAGAUUGUAUAAUAAGUACAGAAUCAUUUUAAUUUUCUUUGGCACAUGUUCCUUACUACUGCUUUGAAAUUUCUGUAUUCUGUGUUUCUUAGUUUUUAUUCAUAUCCUCUAAAUUAGUGUUAAUUUUGAUUUAAUGAAACUAUUGCUUUGUUGAACGGAAUAUAGCUUUGCCCAAUCUUAGGAGCUCUCUUUGUUCCGAAAAGAAAAAGAGCGCUUCGUGGUUCAGUCAUGUUUGAAUGCUUUACCUCCACCUGCCUUUGUAAAUUUGACUGGAUUUAUAUACACUAUCCCUUUCAUUCACUUAUGGCAAAAAUGUGCCUUAUAUAGGCCAAGGUUUUUCA